GUAGAAAAGUGUGCUUGAGCACUGGUUUCUGAUCAAACUUGCAUUUACUCAAAUUGAAAAGUCCUGUAUAUGAGUCAUCCCUCCAUGAUUGACGCACUUCACUGAUUUGGGUUUUGUUUCCAUCUUCAAUUAUUGUUUUAUUUGUUCCUCCAAUUUUGUCAAGCAAAAGGACUGCAUUUUUUUCCACACAGCCAUUCUAUAAAUCUGAAUGGAUUGCCUUCUUUCUUUCAAACUCACUCUCCAUGCUUCCCUCCCACCCCUGAAGGAGGGAGAAAAAAUGGGUCUUAAUGUUGUUGCUGUGUUCUUCUGUCUCUGCCUCUCAGUUUCUCUUCAACCCACCUUCACCUAUGCCCAAAUAUUAUUUCAGGGGUUUAAUUGGUCAUCAUGGACGACGGCAGGAGGAUGGUACAACUCACUGAAGAAGAACAUUCCUGAUAUGGUAAACGCUGGGAUCACACAUGUUUGGCUUCCUCCACCCUCUCAAUCAGCUGCAGACCAAGGGUAUAUACCAGGAAGAUUGUAUGAUCUGAAUGCAUCAAAAUAUGGAAAUCAGGAUGAAUUGAAGACACUGAUAAAGGCUUUUCAUGACAACGGAAUCCAGUGCAUUGCAGACAUAGUCAUAAACCAUAGAUAUGCAGAGACGAAAGAUGGGAGAGGGAUUUUGUGCAUCUUCGAGGGAGGAACCCCAGAUGAUCGCCUUGACUGGGGGCCAUCCUGCAUCUGUAGUGAUGACAAAAAAUAUUCUGAUGGCACAGGGCAUCCUGACACUGGGAAAUCCUUUGGAAUAGCUCCAGAAAUUGACCACCUCAACUCAAGAGUCCAAAGAGAGCUAUCAGAUUGGAUGAAUUGGCUGAAGACUGAAAUUGGUUUUGUUGGAUGGAGAUUGGAUUUUGCAAUUGGAUACUCUCCAGCUAUAGCCAAGUUCUAUAUGCAACAAACAAAUCCAAGUUUUGCAGUUGGAGAGGUUUGGUACAAUCUUACUUACGGUCAGGAUGGAUAUCCAUUGUAUGACCAGGAUUCACACCGUCAUACAAUAAUGGACUGGGUACAAGGUGCAGGAGGGGCUGUCACUGCCUUUGAUUUCACAACCAAAUUUAUCCUGAAUUAUGCGGUGCAGGGACAGCUGUGGCGGAUGAAAGAUUCAAAGGGAGGGCCACCAGGACUGAUUGGGCUCUCGCCAGGAAAUUCUGUAACUUUCAUUGACAAUCAUGACACAGGGUCACAGAGGAUGUCGCCUUUUCCAUAUAACAUGACUUUGCAGGGAUAUGUUUACAUUCUCACUCACCCAGGGAUACCUUCCAUAUUCUAUGAUCACUUAUUCGAAUAUGGAAUCAUGGGUGAGAUUAACAAAUUGACUGCAAUAAGGUCAAGGAAUGGAAUCAAACCAAGUAGCACCGUGCGUAUUAUUACUGCUGAAUCUGAUCUGUAUGUAGCUGCAAUUGACGAAAAAGUUAUUGCCAAGAUUGGUUCAAGAUAUAAUGUCGGGAAUGUUAUUCCCCCAACGUUCCAGGUUGUUGCCAAUGGCGACGGCUACUGUGUAUGGGAGAAAAAAUAGUGAUGAGUUCCUCGUUUGUCAUUGAGAUAAUAAUGAUAGGUGUAGGAAAAAGAUAUUAGGAAAAGGUGUACCUACCAAAGGUUAAGAACAAGAUUCAUUUUACAUUAUGUUAUGGUCAAAAUACUGAAAUAUGGUUGCUUAAAAUCUGUGAUGCUGAGUGCAAAUACAGAUUAUACAUGUAUUAUUAAUGAA
Macadamia integrifolia is the source of this 1747-nucleotide messenger RNA. RefSeq names its product alpha-amylase-like. Bases 209 to 1555 code for a protein of 448 amino acids. Gene Ontology annotation, molecular function: alpha-amylase activity; calcium ion binding. The transcript has 4 exons. The record is from RefSeq and is a predicted model, not a curated record. Gene Ontology annotation, biological process: carbohydrate metabolic process. NCBI's taxonomy places the organism in Eukaryota, Viridiplantae, Streptophyta, Magnoliopsida, Proteales, Proteaceae.